AUGGAAAAAAUGUCUGUGGAUAGUGAUCAUGAAAUGACCACUUUUGAAUUUGAACAAAGUUUACCACAUUUACCGUUACCAGAUCUAGGAGAAACUUUAGAUCAAUUGAAAAAAAGUUUAGAACCUUUAUAUUAUGCCGAUGGAUAUUAUAAAAAUCCAUUAGAUCCUGGACAAAUUUCAGAUUUAUCAUUUGGAUUAGAAUCAUUUUACAAUUCUUCAGCAGCUAGUAAGUUACAAGAAAAAUUAAAUGAGUUUCAUGCUUCUUUAGAUUGCUAUUUAGAUAAUCUAUAUUUAGAUAUUAAUAAUAAUUCCUGUGCUGCAGAGGUUGGUGAUGAUGUAUUGCCAAGAAAUCCAUUUUUAAUUCUAAAUGAUGACGCAGUAUCGGAUAUCCAACAGACUGAAAGAGCUUCUUUCUUGGUGAAUUCCUCUCUAAGAUUCAUAUCUGCAUUAAGAAAUGAAAUUUUGACUCCAGAUGUUAAUCCUAAAUCUCAAAAUCCUUUAUCCAUGCGUCCUUAUUUUAAUUUAUUUGGUACUACUCGUUAUCCCGUCUUCGAAAAAGGUGAGGUUGAAAGCUUCGAUUUAAAUAAACCUUACACUGUCUCUGAUUUAGAAUAUUCUAGUGAUAAUGAAUUAGAUGAUACUGAUAAUUCAAGAGAACCUUCAAUGGAUACUAGAUCCACUGAUGAAAACGACAUUUUUUCAAGACAUGGUAUCACUUUGAAAAGUUACCCAAAUUCAAAACAUAUUCUAGUAAUAUCUAAAGGUCAAUAUUAUACCAUUGAUGUCUUGGAUGAAGCAAAUAAUACCAUAUUUUCGUGUGCUGAAUUGAAUCAUAUUUUCUCCCAAAUUUUAAAAGAUUCAUUGGAAAUUUGUAAUUUUAACUCAACAGCAUUAGGAAGUUUAACUUCUCAUUCGUACAAGAAUUGGAAAUACGCAAGAAAAAGAUUACAAAAAAGAUAUCCAAAUGAGUUGGAAUUGAUUGAUUCUGCAUUAUUCGUACUAAUUUUGGAUGACUCAACUAGUUGUGAACCUGCAGACAUAUCAGAAGAUUGUAAAAGAUUGUUCUAUGGAACUUCAGUAAUUGAUGCUCAUGGUAAUCAAGUUGGUUCAUGUACUUCGAGGUGGUACGAUAAAUUGCAAUUAGUUGUAACGGGUGAUUCAAAAUCCGCAUUUAUAUGGGAUUCAUUUUCUUGUGAUGGUUCUGUUAUUUUAAGGUUUAUUUCGGAAGUUUAUGCAGAAUCAAUUCUAAGACUAGCCAGUGACGUUAAUGGCAAUGAUUCAAAAUUCACAUUAUGGCCAAAAAUAAAAGACUUGCCUCAUAGAAGGAAUAAGAAUGAUCAAGUUGAAAUUGAUAAAUGUGUUAAUAAAAUCGAGUGGUCCUUCAGCAACAUUUUAAACACGCAUAUUCAUCUUUCUGAAACAAAACUAGCUGAUUUAAUAUCCAAAUAUGACCUUUCAUACUCAUCUAUACCGUUUGGUUCUAGGGCUGCGAUGAGAUUUGGUGUCAGUGCCGAUUCUAUGAUUCAAGUAGCAUUACAAAUAGCACAUUAUGCAUUAUAUGGUAAAAUGGUAUAUGGUUUGGAACCAAUAUCAACUAGAGGUUUUAAAAAUUCAAGAUCCGCUUUCAUCAAUCUUCAGAGCAAAGAAUUAUUAGAGCUAUGUCAAGUUUUUAUUUCUAAUUCCCUUAGUGGGCCAGGAAAGUUGAAAAUGUUCGUUCAGGCUUGUAAAUUGCAUCACGAAAAGGUCAAAGAGGCAAAAGUUGGCAAAAGUUUUGAAAAGCAUUUUAAUGCGUUAAAGCAUUUAUACAGAUUCCACGAACACUUUGGUAUUGAGUUUACUGUUGAAGAAGAGAAGAUAGCCAAAAAUGUUUUUGAAAAUUCUUUGAUAGAGCCUUUUUCUUCACCUGAAUUAAUAGUAGCUAAUUGUGGGAGUGCUGCAACCUCUACUUUUGGGAUUACUCCUGCCAUACCUCAAGGUUUUGGAAUUGGUUAUAUUAUUAAAAAUGAUCAAUGUGACUUAACCGUUACUUCUCAGUUUAGGCAAGGUAAAAGACUCAUGUUCAUGUUGAAUUGGGUUCUAAAUGAACUAAGGGACUAUUUGAGAGAAUUGAGAGCAAUUGAUAAAGAUAUAUCGGGUGUUAAAAUCAGUCCAAUGGUUGAUAGAUUGUAUGAAAUGGAUAACGCUUUGAAGAACACCCACUUAAGCAAAUCUAGUUCUGGAGUUGCAAUUAACGGUGGUUUUGGGUUCUUUGAUUUAAAAGGUCAUAUGGAUAGUAGGGGUGUGUCAGUUAUGAAUUCCAGGAAUAAUUCUAGCGUUUCAUUAGGAUUGACUUAUUUUGAGUCGAAGAAUGUAAAUGAUAGUAAUAACACAUUGCAUUCUACGUUAAUGCAAUCUUCAAAUUUUCAGGCACCUACUGAGGAGGAAAAACUUGACACCGGUUUACAAAUUCAAAGAAUGGUACCUUCAUCAUCAGUGGGUUCCGAAUAUUACGAUACAUCAAGACGACCUUCUACGAAAAGGUCGAACGUUAUUGAUUCUAGGUUUGAAAUUAAUUUCGAUCGUGGUCGUGUAGGUAGAAAGGUUACUACUUUCCAAUGA
Molecule: messenger RNA, 2598 nt
Organism: Vanderwaltozyma polyspora DSM 70294
Lineage: Eukaryota; Fungi; Ascomycota; Saccharomycetes; Saccharomycetales; Saccharomycetaceae
Gene: YAT2
Product: carnitine O-acetyltransferase YAT2
Exons: 1
Coding region: 1-2598 (865 amino acids)
Biological process (GO): carnitine metabolic process
Cellular component (GO): cytosol
Molecular function (GO): carnitine O-acetyltransferase activity
Source: RefSeq, a predicted model, not a curated record